Molecule: messenger RNA, 940 nt
Organism: Aedes aegypti (yellow fever mosquito)
Lineage: Eukaryota; Metazoa; Arthropoda; Insecta; Diptera; Culicidae
Gene: Prosbeta1
Product: proteasome subunit beta type-6
Exons: 3
Coding region: 173-859 (228 amino acids)
Cellular component (GO): proteasome core complex
Molecular function (GO): threonine-type endopeptidase activity
Source: RefSeq, a predicted model, not a curated record
UCGUCGAAGAUUCUUCGAUCCGUUCCGAACUCAAACUCGCUUUGUCAUUUUACGAUCGCAGGGCAAGUCGGUGUAAACAAUUUUAAUUCGCUUGUGAAAUUUGCGGAAAAUAUCAGUGUUUUACUGAAAAAUAUAUUGUUAAAUCGUAGUUCAAUUGAAUAAAGAACUCAUCAUGGAUAUGGACUACUCAAAUGACUGGAGAAAAGCUCACCACAGCACCGGUACCACCAUUAUGGCCGUGGAAUUCGAUGGUGGAGUGGUCAUCGGGGCCGAUUCUCGUACCAGCACGGGAACCUACGUGGCCAAUCGUGUGACGGAUAAGUUGACCAAACUGACAGACAAGAUUUACUGUUGCCGUUCCGGAUCGGCCGCUGAUACCCAAGCUAUUGCGGAUAUUGUGGCCUAUUCCCUGAACUAUCAUGAGAAUCAAACCGGUGAGGAACCACUUGUGGCCGACGCCGCCUGCGAGUUCCGCCAGUACUGCUACAACUAUCGUGACUCGUUGAUGGCCGGAAUCAUCGUCGCCGGAUUCGACAACAAGAACGGAGGCCAGGUCUAUUCGGUCCCGGUGGGAGGAAUGCAGAUCCGGCAGAGUGUCACCAUCGGCGGUUCGGGCAGUUCGUACAUUUACGGAUUCGUGAAGGAACAUUACCGCGAGGGAAUGCCCAAGGAUGAAUGCGUCGAAUUUGUCAAGAAGGCCGUUUUCCACGCGAUGUACCACGACGGAAGCUCCGGUGGAGUUUGCCGUAUCGGAAUCAUCACCAAGGAUGGAGUCGAGCGGCAGGUGCACUUCGCUCCACGCGAUUACGAAAAUGCCGCCGCGGCUCAAGCUGGACCUUCGGUGGCUGUCGUGGCUUGAAGUGUAGAUACGAUAAGGUCUUCGGAAUGAAUAAAUUUUUGAUUCGGUAUAAAUAGAAGUUUUAUAAGGAUUUUGGGAAAA